GAUCAGUGGAAGAUUGGCCAUUCACUAUUUGCUUGUCUCUACAAUUUUCACUCUAAUAUUUUGCAUCCCGGGUCUAUAGAUGGACCAAAUGGAACCGAAUAAGCAGCGCAGUUGUUGGUUGUUGCCGUCGUCGUCGUCUUCAACUGGCCAUCCCCUUGUCUUUGACUAGAGAACCCGUGGAAGCAGAAUCAAGGAGGUGGAGCGCCAUGGCGGGCUCCGAUCACCUCCUCGCGCGUCCAGGAUUAGCCAUCGGGAUCAUGGGAGUCAGCGGCUGCGGCAAAUCAACCGUCGCGGCACUGCUUGCUGAAGCCCUGGGUUGCAGCUUCAUAGAAGCCGAUGACUACCAUUCCCAGGAAAACAAAGCUAAGAUGAGCAAGGGCAUCCCGCUCUCCGAUGCCGACCGCACGCCAUGGCUGGAGUCCCUCCUGUACGCCAUCCGUGAUCGGCUGGACCACGGCGAGGACGUGGCCGUCAGCUGCUCGGCGCUGCAGCUCAAGUACAGGGAGGUCCUCCGGGCAGCUGACCGGAGCUACAAGCCGGGGGACUACGCCACAUGCAGGGUGAAGUUCGUGUGCCUGAGGGCGUCGGCCGAGGUGAUCACCGAGAGGAUGCAGAGGAGGUCAAGCGAAGGGAAACACUUCAUGCCGGCGAGCUUGCUGCAAAGCCAGCUCGACCUGCUGCAGAUCGACGCGGCGGAGGGGAUCACCGAGGUCGAUGCGGCGGUGCAUGCCGGCAACAUUGUCCGCGACACCGUUGCUCAGUUCAGGGAGGAGCUGGCAUCCACAGUUCCUCCUUGUUUCUGAAUAUACAACGAAAUUUCAUUUAGUGGACAAGGGAACCUCUGCAUUUGCAAACAAGCUCGUUCAACAUUACCCAGUUCA
Molecule: messenger RNA, 881 nt
Organism: Panicum virgatum (switchgrass)
Lineage: Eukaryota; Viridiplantae; Streptophyta; Magnoliopsida; Poales; Poaceae
Product: gluconokinase-like
Exons: 4
Coding region: 207-803 (198 amino acids)
Cellular component (GO): cytoplasm
Molecular function (GO): gluconokinase activity
Source: RefSeq, a predicted model, not a curated record